AUGGGUCUGCGCAACAUAGCUCCUCGUUCCGCUCCGGAUAGCAUGUCUGCUGACUACUCUAUAUCAACUAGCCUCAUUUCUCUUGUCCAGACUCUGGCUGCGGCCAUGGACCUUGAGCAUGUGGCGAUACCAGUUGUCCUUUCGCGGGAACGUCUUGCCGCCGCUCCGCGAGUACUCGCACCCGUCAACCGGGCAGAAGAAGCGGCCUUGGACGCUGCCCUUUUCGUGGCGGUCCCUGAUGUGACGGUCCCGGAGCGUCUUGGUGUCGAAGCCCUUGCCGCAGCUGCUGUACGGGCACGGGUGCUCCGUGGCGCGGUCCCGCUGAUCGUUCCUACCUGA
This is a messenger RNA of Cordyceps fumosorosea ARSEF 2679, 339 nucleotides long. RefSeq lists its product as hypothetical. Lineage: Eukaryota; Fungi; Ascomycota; Sordariomycetes; Hypocreales; Cordycipitaceae. The transcript has a single exon. The record is from RefSeq and is a predicted model, not a curated record. The coding region runs from base 1 to 339 and encodes 112 amino acids.